UUUUUUUCCCCCUACCCCUCGUAUUGAGGCCCCGAAUACAACAAACAACACGCUGAAAAUACUCACGCUUCAACUCUCCAACUCUUGUCUUUUUUCUUCUCCUUUCUUUCCCCACUCUCCCUGCUCUUUCCUCUUUCGUUACACAUCUCCAACAUCUCCAACAGCCAUGUCGUUCACCUCAUUACGUUCGUUGUCCUCGAGGGCAAUCAAGAUCUCCCACUCCAAGAAUGCCGCCUUCCAGUUCAGCCGUGCCUACACCGUCGCGACCUCCCCCGCCAAAUUUGCGACGAUUGACGAAAGCCCAAGGGCCCAGACGCAGAUGGCCUUUGGACGCGAACUCUCUGCCGCUGCCUUGAAUGCCCAUGGAGAGCUUCGUUAUGAUUGGAAGAAGGAGGAGAUCGACGCGAUCUAUCACUCACCCAUCAUGGAGCUGCUCUACCACGGAGCCAAUGUCCACCGCCUUCACUUUGAUCCCUUGGCUGUCCAGCAGUGCACGCUCCUGAGCAUCAAGACCGGAGGAUGCAGUGAAGACUGCAAGUACUGCCCACAAUCUUCGAGCUACUCAACCGUCGUCAAGGCCCAGAAGAUGCUUGACACGGAUGAGGUCCUGAACGCGGCCCGUGCUGCCAAGGCCGCUGGAUCGACCCGUUUCUGCAUGGGUGCUGCCUGGAGAGACUUGGCGGGUCGUAAGAGCAACUUCAAGAAGAUUGUCGGAUUCGUCAAGGAGAUCAGGGCCAUGGACAUGGAGGUGUGCUGCACAUUGGGUAUGUUGAACGAUGACCAGGCCAACCAGCUCAAGGAGGCCGGAUUGACGGCAUACAACCACAACUUGGACACCUCAAGGGAGUACUACCCCAAGAUCAUCACGACGCGCUCGUACGAUGAGCGCCUGGAGACGAUCUCGAAGGUCCGUGAGGCUGGUAUCUCUGUCUGCUCUGGAGGUAUCAUUGGUUUGGGCGAGACGGACACGGAUCGCGUGGGUAUGCUCCACACGCUGUCGACGAUGCCCGCGCACCCGGAGAGUGUUCCCGUGAACGCGCUGUUGGCGGUUGAGGGUACUCCGUUGGAGAAGCAGGAGCCCGUGAAGGUGUGGGAUAUGAUCCGCAUGAUUGCGACGGCGCGUAUUGUGAUGCCAAAGACGAUGAUCCGGUUGUCGGCCGGACGGGUUCGAUUCUCGGAGGCGGAGCAGGCCCUGUGCUUCAUGUCGGGCGCGAACUCGAUCUUUACGGGAGAUAAGCUGUUGACGACGCCCAACAACAAGUUUAAUGCGGACCAGCAGAUGUUUGAGACGCUUGGAUUGGUGCCAAAGGCGGCGAGCUUCAAGGUCGAUCUGGCAGCAGAAUCCGAGAUCAAUACGGAGAAGAAGGAGUGCUGUGGACACAGCCAUGCAUAAGCACGAUGGUUGAGAUGCUCUGGUUGAGAGAAAACAUUGAGAGGGAAGAAGGACGUUAGAAAAUCAAGAACAUGAUGAGAGGCAAUAAAAAAAGAGAUUC
Gamsiella multidivaricata is the source of this 1493-nucleotide messenger RNA. Its product is annotated as biotin synthase. Gene Ontology annotation, molecular function: 2 iron, 2 sulfur cluster binding; biotin synthase activity. Gene Ontology annotation, biological process: biotin biosynthetic process. Gene Ontology annotation, cellular component: mitochondrion. NCBI's taxonomy places the organism in Eukaryota, Fungi, Mortierellomycota, Mortierellomycetes, Mortierellales, Mortierellaceae. The record is from RefSeq and is a predicted model, not a curated record. The transcript is spliced from 3 exons. Bases 167 to 1393 code for a protein of 408 amino acids.